UGUUACGACGUUGGAUCGUUAUUCGUAUUUUUUUUGUAAAAAUACAUCCAUGGUCGCCAGGCUGUCUCUCAUACGACGGUAUGCCAUUCUCGGUUUUAUUAUCGUCGGAUAUAUUAUCUUUCAAUUCACACGACAACACCCAGAUGUGGGGAGAAUGAGCCAGAAAGAGGGACUGAGGGCCAACUCCUCUCAGUUCACUCUGGAGGGAGAGCCCUUUCGCAUCUUGGGGGGCUCUAUCCACUAUUUCCGCGUCCCCAGAGCCUACUGGGAGGACCGCCUGCUGAAGAUGAGGGCGUGUGGGGUCAACACUCUCACCACAUAUGUGCCAUGGAACCUGCAUGAGCCAGAGAGAGGGGUUUUCAACUUCCAGGACCAAUUGGAUUUAAAGGCAUACAUCAGCCUAGCAGCAGAGUUGGGGCUCUGGGUGAUUCUGCGGCCAGGACCCUACAUCUGUGCUGAGUGGGACUUAGGAGGGCUGCCUAGUUGGUUGUUGCGUGAUCCAGACAUGAAGUUGAGAACAACCUACCCAGGUUUCACAGAAGCUGUUGACUCUUUCUUUGAUCAACUCAUUCCAAGAGUUGCACCGUAUCAGUACUCCAAGGGGGGCCCAAUUAUAGCAGUUCAAGUGGAGAACAAGUAUGGCUCUUAUGCAAAAGACGUAGAAUAUAUGCCAUACAUAAAGGAGGCAUUAUUAUCCAGAGGGAUCGAGGAGCUGCUCCUGACCUCAGACAACCAGGAUGGGCGGAACCUCGGGGGUGUGAAUGGAGCUCUAGAAACCAUCAAUUUUCAGAAACUGAGCCCAGAGGGAUUUAAGUAUCUGGAUGCAAUUCAACCCCAGAAGCCCAAGAUGGUGAUGGAGUAUUGGUCUGGGUGGUUUGACCUCUGGGGUGACCUUCACCAUGUUUUUGCUGCUGAGGACAUGGUUGCUAUUGUGACGGAAAUCCUGAAACAGGAUGCAUCAAUCAAUCUUUACAUGUUCCACGGAGGAACUAAUUUUGGCUUCAUGAACGGGGCUUUUGCAAUUGCCACGCCCAUGCCUAAGCCAAUGGUAACAAGCUAUGAUUACGAUGCUCCGUUAUCUGAGGCAGGGGAUUACACCACCAAGUACACUCUUCUGAGGAAUGUAUUGAGCCGCUAUCACAGUGAGAAGCUUCCUGAGGUUCCCUCCCUCCAGGCCAGGAGAGUGUAUGAGCCUGUCAUCAUUCAGAAGCAUCUGUCACUGUGGGAGAGCCUGCAGUUUACUGAGAAGCCCUUGAAGUCAGAGAAACCAGUCAACAUGGAGAACCUUCCUGUCAACAAUAACAAUGGUCAGUCCAACGGCUACACUCUGUAUGAGACCAUAAUCCACAGCGGAGGCCUUCUGAACUCCAUGAACAAUGUUAGAGACAGAGCCCUGGUAUUUGUGGACAAACUCUUUGUUGGAGUACUGGACUAUAAGAUGCUGGAGUGUGCUCUGCCUGAUGGAAAGGGGGAGAGAACAUUGAGUUUACUCGUGGAGAACUCUGGGAGACUGAACUAUGGUAAACUCCUAGAUGAACAGCGUAAAGGUCUUGUCGGAGACAUUGAGUUGAACAAUACCCCGCUACGAGACUUUAUCAUUCAUAGUCUAGAUAUGAAGCCUGGCUUUGUAAAUAGACUGAGUGCAUCAGGCCAGUGGAACUCUGUUUUCCAGAAGCCUUCCUUCCCAGGGUUUUUCCACGGCAAGCUAUAUGUGGGUGGCCAUCCCAGAGACACCUUCAUCAGACUGCCUGGUUGGAGUAAAGGAGUGGUCUUUAUCAAUGGGCAGAAUCUUGGACGCCACUGGUCCAUGGGGCCCCAGCAAACCCUCUACCUCCCCGCCCCCUGGCUUAACCGAGGAAACAAUCAGGUUGUUGUCUUUGAGGAGCAGGAAACUGAUGGUAAAAUCCAAUUUGCCAGCGAGCCUGACCUUGGAAUGACUGUUGACGUACAGUGAGGAUGGCCUGGUAGAAUGGAGGUAUGGUUAGGAGUUCCAUCCUCUCACAUUUCCACACUCUGCCUGCCAUCAGGGACCUAGCUGGAUAGCUACUCAGAAUCGAUGCACACCACUGCACAUGGCAUUUAUUUCCUGUUGGGAAGCCCCAGCCUCUGAAUGAUCCAGACUAAUUAAGCAUCCUACUAGAUCUUGCAAACGUAACUGUGCCUUCAUUAUAUUCGAUGGGCCACGGCAAUAUCUGGAUUGCAAUGUACUGCAAUAUCUGGAUUGUACUUGUUGUUUGUGUAUUACCCUUUCAUACUGUAUGUCUAUUGUGAGAAUUUUGUCAGAGGAUACUCAUUUGGAGAUUUCAGGUAUUUUAAUGUAUAGGUGUUUGUCUGGAUUCAAGGACACAUAUUUUCACUAUGUCAUUGUAUUUUAUUUAAUUGGACAGCAAAUACAUAGAUUGUGCUUUUGAGAUGAAUCAGUGACAUGUGAUGGUGAAUUAAACUGAACGAUCAGUGCAGUGGAGACUCUCAAAUACAAAGACAUUCGCCAAGUACUUCACUUUUCAGUUGUUUAUUUGUCUUGAUAAAUGUCAUAUGGUAUCUCUGAGAAGGAGUCAUGAGGAGAAAUUAACAACCUUUAGAGUUACAUGCAGAAGAAGUGAUUCACACAAGGAUGGAAGAUGACUGUGGAUCAAAGUAGGUAAAGGAAGGGGGAGUGUGAUUUGCCCUAAGAAAGCAUUUAGAGCCUAGUACAGUAUGAGCCAUCACCUUUGUUACAUUAUGUGUGUACCACUACGAAGCUAAACACUGGAUGAGGCUGUUCCAUUACAUUAAAGCCGUUUCUGACUGUCAGAACAGUAUCGCUCGUUGAUCCAACUGUGAGAGUGUGAGAAAGCCAGGGAUGUAAGGAGAAGUUUGAGUUUUGUACCGUCAGAGUACUACACUUAACUUAUGAUUCUAUAAGUGAUUACAACAGUGUAGGAGCAAGCUCCAUUAAAUGUCCAAGAGAUUAAAUUGCACUUCCAUUAUGUAUAACUCUUAGUGUUGUCUGGGUUCAUCUCUGCAGACAGGCCCUAACAUUUUUCCUAAAUUCACAUGAAUGAACACAAUCAAUUCUAAGAAAGGUCAUUAAAAAUGAAGGCUAUUGAUAGCGAUUGAAGUCAGAGCAAUACAGAAUUGAUGGAAAACAA
This is a messenger RNA of Oncorhynchus tshawytscha (Chinook salmon), 3131 nucleotides long. RefSeq names its product beta-galactosidase-1-like protein 2. Gene Ontology annotation, cellular component: vacuole. Gene Ontology annotation, molecular function: beta-galactosidase activity. The coding region runs from base 50 to 1954 and encodes 634 amino acids. Gene Ontology annotation, biological process: carbohydrate metabolic process. NCBI's taxonomy places the organism in Eukaryota, Metazoa, Chordata, Actinopteri, Salmoniformes, Salmonidae. The transcript has 19 exons. The record is from RefSeq and is a predicted model, not a curated record.